UUUCUCCUUUCUUUCUCUCUCUCUUUUUCUUAACCAAACCCGGUUCGGUUCGAAGAGCCUAUUUGGAACCCAAAAACCGGCGAUUCGAACCGGUUGGACAAGUCUUGCCCUAACACCCAAUUUCUACCUGUUUCUUUUUCUCAAACUUCCAACUCGAUUUCUUCUUCCGGCGCUCCCACCACCUUCGUCCGUCGCCCUCUUCUUACUCGGAUUAGUCGCAGGCUUCGUAAGUUCAAUCCUUGCAGUUUCGUUUACUAACACUACUACCAAGCCAAAGCUAUCGCCAUGGCUGGGAACAGUGCUGUUAUAGGGCUUUCGUGGCAACCAAAACUUGAUUUGUUUUCAUCCGCUAAAAAAGAAAAAGGUUCUGUUGAUGGUGCUGAAUCCAGUGCACUUUACAAACCCGAGUCUAUGCUUGUUGAUGGUCUUUUUGUUCCACCCAAAGAUCCGAGAAAGAUGAACAAAUUGUUGAGGAAACAGGUCAAGGACACCGCUGGAAAGAAUUGGUUUGAUAUGCCUGCCCAAACUAUAACUCCUGAACUGAAGAAGGAUCUCCAGUUAUUGAAGCUGAGGGGCGUCAUCGAUCCAAAGAGGCACUACAAGAAGGGUGACACAAAAUCAAAAUCGCUUCCUAAGUAUUUCCAGGUGGGUACUGUGAUAGAACCCGCAUCCGAGUUCUACGCCAGUCGACUCACUAAGAAGCAGAGGAAAGCCACCAUUGCUGACGAGCUGCUUUCUGAUAGCAAUCUUCACAGUUAUAGGAAACGAAAGGUUAGAGAAAUUGAAGAGGUGAAUCGCCCUGCAGGGGUCGACCAAUGGAAGAUAAAGAAAUCUUCAAAGCGUGGAAAGAGUAACACAAAGAAACAAAGGUAUUGAUGCAAUCUGGCUUGGUUCCCCGGUUUACUCUUUAGUUUGUCGAACAAAGCAGGGUAGGGAAGGUCAUACUAUUUUACAUACCAGCCCCUAGUGGUAACUAAAUUUAUAGGUCGGUUGGUAUUACAUGAAAAGGGACACAUUUGGGCUGUUUCAUGUCUCUAGAUUUGCAGGUGGCUUCAUACCAAAUUCCUACAAAUUCGUACCUAGUGUAUUUCGGCUACAAUCAAACUAAAAUGAGCUUUUGAUCAA
Messenger RNA from Andrographis paniculata, 1125 nucleotides. RefSeq names its product rRNA-processing protein fcf2-like. Gene Ontology annotation, biological process: RNA processing. Gene Ontology annotation, molecular function: RNA binding. Gene Ontology annotation, cellular component: nucleolus. NCBI's taxonomy places the organism in Eukaryota, Viridiplantae, Streptophyta, Magnoliopsida, Lamiales, Acanthaceae. The transcript has 6 exons. The coding region runs from base 286 to 876 and encodes 196 amino acids. The record is from RefSeq and is a predicted model, not a curated record.